AUGCCUCCUAGAAAAUCUGAUCGAGUUCGAGCAAUCGAGGACAGGGUCGGCAGACCUUUGUACUCCGACACAGCCAGAAGAGCCAGUUCAGUCGGUGCAGCACCAGCAAGAUCUAAUGCAAGAAGAUCAAGCGUUAGAUCAGCAACAACCGAGCAUGACGGCAGAGGACGAGAGACUGAUGAUGUCCCUCCACAACAGCAACUUUUGCAACUGGAAGAAAGCUUACGAAUCAAAUCCGAACAACACGAGGGCUAUAGAGAUCUAUCUGUCCUUGUGGAAGAACUCUCACAACUCGUUACACUCCUCCUGGGCGAGGAGGAAGUCUGA
Molecule: messenger RNA, 327 nt
Organism: Melampsora larici-populina 98AG31
Lineage: Eukaryota; Fungi; Basidiomycota; Pucciniomycetes; Pucciniales; Melampsoraceae
Exons: 1
Coding region: 1-327 (108 amino acids)
Source: RefSeq, a predicted model, not a curated record